Solenopsis invicta (red fire ant) is the source of this 825-nucleotide messenger RNA. RefSeq lists its product as uncharacterized. Bases 184 to 540 code for a protein of 118 amino acids. The record is from RefSeq and is a predicted model, not a curated record. The transcript has 2 exons. Lineage: Eukaryota; Metazoa; Arthropoda; Insecta; Hymenoptera; Formicidae.
CUCAUCUCUCGUUAUAGUUGCGCGUUCAGAAAUGCAUCCAAAAAAAAGUGUCGCAACUAUAAUGAAAACGACUGUACACGGCUCGGUUCGCAGAAUUCCUGCGCCGAGGUUUCCGGGAACUCGGAAUCGUUUGUUGACGCGCGCAGACCGUGGCCUUGCCGAAGGCCGCGGCCACGGCCGUAGAUGACGCGCGUGCGGUGCGGCUGUACGCGGAUCGCGAUUCCCGACGCGAAGCGAUUAAUACCGCGAUGUUCGGCGGUGGUGAUCGACUCACGCCAAGAACUCUUGGUAGAGGCGUGGAACUUUACACCCCAGGUCGUGAGUCGAUACCCAAGCGGGGACGGCGGAUCGGGAAUUGCCGACUACCAGGAUCCUCUGGUGGAGCCCAAGGUGGACUUGAGCCCGUUAAUCGGCGGUUUCAGGAAGGCGGACGGCUCUUGCCAAGACUUCUUGGCGGAAGCUAAGGCGCUUAACUCCCUACGUUGUUUGCCCACUUGCGAAGUGUCGACAGACCAGGGAGUGGAAAUUUCUGCACAUUAAGCAAGUAUCGGUACGUUUUUGGGCUUACACAUCGUAACGAUAUUGCAUUUGCAAUACCUUCUGAUGACCAAACCACACGUUUUUGAGUAGGAUUCAAUAAGAUUUGGAUCUGGCCCGGUGUAAAAACUUUACUAUGAACCUUUCGUGUAUGCUGCUCCAUCUUGUAUUUUUCUCUUCUCUUCGUUUCCUUUUUGAAUUUUCUAAAUGCUUCCUUCAUUUUCAUAAUUUUCAUUUGCAGUUUUUUUCUAUAUAUGAUAAAAUAAACAUAAACUCUCAAUAUGUAAA